Paralichthys olivaceus (Japanese flounder) is the source of this 2285-nucleotide messenger RNA. It is a transcript of the gene mxi1, whose product is annotated as max interactor 1, dimerization protein. NCBI's taxonomy places the organism in Eukaryota, Metazoa, Chordata, Actinopteri, Pleuronectiformes, Paralichthyidae. Gene Ontology annotation, molecular function: DNA-binding transcription factor activity, RNA polymerase II-specific; protein dimerization activity; RNA polymerase II cis-regulatory region sequence-specific DNA binding. The record is from RefSeq and is a predicted model, not a curated record. Gene Ontology annotation, biological process: regulation of transcription by RNA polymerase II.
CAGGAGAGAGGAGGAAGCGAGCAGCGGCGGCUCUUUGCUGGCUCCGUGCUCCUUCGGGGAAGUUUUAUAUUGUUUAUAUCCGCUUUUUUAAAGGACAGUUAAUAUCGCGUUUCAUAGAGACUUUUAAUACUUUCAUACACUCGUUUUUUGACAUUUUCAUACAACUAACCCUGGCAAGGAUUGGCUUUAGCUUGCUAGCUUGGAAACACUGGAUUUUUUUCUUCCCCCCCUCUCUCUCCUGCUUUCGACAACCGCUGCUGAUGAGCCAGCGAAGACACCAGACAACAAUAAUUAUACGACUUGUAUUAUCAUCUUUUUUUUAAGUAAAAUUCAGUUUAGUUGUAACUAAUGCACCGUCUUCCCUGCAUUUAAAAAAAAGUCGUCGUGCCGUUUGCAGAGCUAACGUUAAACCCUGAAGGGAGCAGCUAACAUCAGCCUCAGGGGAGAAUGACGGCUGUUCAGCUGAUAAAUAUCCAACGGUUACUGGAAGCGGCGGAAUUUCUAGAGAGGAAAGAAAGAGAGUGUGAACAUGGAUAUGCCUCCACGUUUCCGUCAAACGACGACUCGAAUUACCAGAGGCAACGGAAAUUCCGGAAUAAGAAGUUUAGCAGUAACCACAAUAGGUCCACACAUAAUGAACUGGAGAAGAAUAGACGAGCUCAUCUGCGACUGUGUCUGGAGCGGUUGAAGGCCCUCAUACCUCUGGGACCUGACUGCAACCGCCACACCACCCUGGGCCUGCUCAACAAAGCCAAAGCACACAUAAAGAAACUUGAAGAGGCGGACAGGAAGAGCCAGUACCAGCUGGAGUCUCUGGAGCGUGAGCAGAGGCACCUCCACCGUCAGCUGGAGCUGCUGAGGGGAGGCAGCGGUGCUGUCGCCCAGAAUGGCCCAGGAGAGGGCGAGAGGAUACGUAUGGACAGCGUGGGCUCCACCCUCUGUUCCGACCGCUCUGACUCUGACCAAGAGGAGAUCGAGGUGGACGUGGAAAGCACAGAGUUCUCCCAUGGAGAGCUGGACAGUGUGAGCACGGCCAGCACCAGCGACCUGGACGACCACAGCAGCCUGCAGAGCAUGGCCAGCGACGAGGGCUACUCCUCCUGCAGUGUCAAACUUGCCUUCUCCUCAUAGAGCCCCUCACCGCCAGUACGCCCCACCACCAUCGCCACCGCCCCCCCUGCCAAACCCACUCGCCCUCCCAUCUGUUUAUCCAUACAGCCAUGCCUACACGCAUACACCCAUUCACCUCGGACGACACCCAGGGUCCCAGCUAAUGGCUGAGCAGCGCCCCCUUCUCCUGCUCCCGGCCUUUUAGUUGCCCUCCCUGCCAAAUACCAGGGACCCAUUCACAGUGAUGUGAGACUGGUUCUGACCUUCUUCUCUUCUUUUAAAGGGAGGUCAGCAACUUGGUUGAGAUGAAAAAAUUAUACAGCAUCGUGAUUUUUAAACCUUGCAAUUGAAAUGGAUGAUUGAUUUUACUCCUUUUUACUCCAAAACCUUAAAAUUUCUGGAUUUUUUAAUUCACGAGCGAUCCCCAAUUUGAUCCAAAAUGCACUUAAAUAUUGAAAUAAUUCCGAGUUCUCCCUGUUGUGUGUGUGUGUGUGUGUGUGUGUGUGUGUUUUUGAGCUGAUCCUUCGUAUCCCAUCCUGAUGUGGUGUUGGGCCGGGAUAAUCAGGAGCACAUCUAAUCUGGACUUCAAUGAACACUGUGGGUGAACUUUGCCAUAUCAACACAGCUGAUAAAACAUCUGUCCAGCCCCUGAUUCCUGAUUGAACCCCCGUCUUUUUAGGGUUUUUUUUCUUCAUCACCUCUGCUUGACACCGCAGAAGCUCGAACACUUGAAUUGGUGCUAUUGUGAAACAAACCAAUGGGGAAGCAGAUCAGAUACACAACCACUAAGCUUUUAAAGCAAACAAAGCAUGUCUGUUAUGAUUGUUUCCAACCAAGUGUGGAGGAAAACAACCCCCAGAAAAAUAUAUGGAGGGAAAAAAAAACAUUCCUAUCGAAUGUGGGUGCUCAGUGCAUUUUCAAAGAGUGGAAAUUGUAACUGUGUGUGUGUGUGUGUGUGCGCGCGUGUGUGUGUUUCAUUUUGGUUUCUUUCCCCUCGACAAGCAGCUACAACAAGCCAUCCUGCACUUGCCUACUUUAGAGCUGUCCACAGAAACAGCACAAACACACCAAGAAAUAAAAGAGAGAAAAAGUCCAAACGAAAAAGUCAACAAACUUUGGAAUAGUCACCCAACCUCUUUCCAGCAGUAACAAGCAAUAACUCUUGUAGUCGUUUU